AUGGAAAAGCAGAAAGGGAGGAGUCGGCAACUGAAGGAUACGGGCAGUGAAGUUACGCAGGACCUCACUUGGGACGAGGUGAACUGCUCCGUCCUCGGGAACAACAUUCGACUCUUGUACUACAUGGGCCUGUGGCCACUGGGGAGUUCCCGGGCCUACCGCGCUUACACGGCGUUCAGUCUCAGCUUCAGCGCCGCCGCCAUAGUGAUGAAGGUCGUCGGGGCCUGUUACAACCUGAGCGACAUCGACCAGGUGACGGGGGCGCUGAGCACCAUCCUGCCGAUGAGCGGCGGACUCGCCAACGGGCUGUUCCUCAUAAGGCGGCGGCCCGCCAUCUGCCGCAUGGUGCGCUCCAUCGACCGCCUGGUGGCCCAGCAGCGGCGGUACUUCGAGCGCGACGAGCGGAUGGCGGCCGCCGUGGGUCGCGCCCAGAGGAAGACCCUGCUCGUGACGCUGGCGGUCUCGGGCUACCUGUUCACCAUCGCCGGCUACUGGAUCUUCAUCGCCUUCCUCGAGCCCCCCAGCAAGAGGAUCAUGCCGUUCGUCCAGCUGCCCUGGAUGGCCAAUUCGGGGCUCGGCCUCUUCUGGUUCACGUUCGCCCUGCAGCUCUACACGGCUCCCUUCUGCAGCUACACCACUCUCUUCGUCGAGUUCUUCUACCUCGCAGUCAUGCUGCACCUUUCUGCCCAGUUCAAGGUCCUCGGCAGCCGCUUUGCGAGCCUAGGACGGUCCCAGGGAUCCAAAGCUAAGGCUGGAACAGAGUCGGAUCUGGCGACAGCGGACUCCAAUGCGGUGUACGACGAGCUGCGUCUGUGUGUCGAAACGCAUCAGAAACUGCUCAGGUAA
Molecule: messenger RNA, 846 nt
Organism: Schistocerca serialis cubense
Lineage: Eukaryota; Metazoa; Arthropoda; Insecta; Orthoptera; Acrididae
Exons: 1
Coding region: 1-846 (281 amino acids)
Biological process (GO): detection of chemical stimulus involved in sensory perception of smell; sensory perception of smell
Cellular component (GO): plasma membrane
Molecular function (GO): odorant binding; olfactory receptor activity
Source: RefSeq, a predicted model, not a curated record